This is a messenger RNA of Cetraspora pellucida, 159 nucleotides long. The record is from the annotation of a GenBank genome assembly. Lineage: Eukaryota; Fungi; Glomeromycota; Glomeromycetes; Diversisporales; Gigasporaceae.
AUGCUUUAUAGCUCUUUGAUUGAUUUUGAAACUACUAAUGAUAUAACUGUAGAGUUAGUAACUAGUGAAAUGACUAGAACAACAGAAUUAUUUGUGAAAAUAGAGCUGGAUGAUGAUCAGAACUUUCAACUUUCAGUGGGUACUUCUUUCUCAGCAUGA